AUGGAUGAUGAAGUGGAAAGCUAUCUGAUGCAACAAUUUAGCGAUGGUCUUAGAUCUCCCAAAGUGAGCUUGAAAAAAGAUCUUCAGGAAGUGGAGAAAUUGAUUCAACAAAAACUUGGGAACUCAUCUGCUUCAGAGAAGCCAUCACUCAGGGAAAAGCUCUAUCGCCUCAACAACAUUUUGGCUGAAUGCCAGACAGCAUCAUUCUUAUCUCGUGAAGGACUAGUUACCCUGUGGAGAAUCAGGAAUCAUUUGAAAGAAAUCAAGGGGGAGCUUAAGCCGAAGGAAUCCAACACAACUGCCUCGAAUGGACACGUUAGUCCACCACAGAAUGGUCAGCAGAACUCAUCAAAUGUUAGAGACACUGACCGGCAGAGUCAUCAAUCAGUAAGUCCGGUGGUGGUUCAUGGGUUCAACGAUGAAAUAAUGUCACUGGAGAAACUGCUUGUUUGCGAAAGAAUUAAUGAAAAUUUCAAUGCUGUUGGAAUCACAGGGAUGGCUGGUAUUGGAAAAACCACACUAUCCCAAGAGCUUAUAAAAAGAGAAGAAAUGAAGAAGCACUUUGUUCCCAGGAUUUUGGUAAGUAUGCCGAAAAGGUCUGAUGGGAACAAAGACGUGAAGACAGCACUUUUGGAAAGAAUGCUGUAUUCACUUGGAGUUGAAGAAAAUAUCAUUGAAUCCAUUUCUAACCGCGGCCUUUCAUCUCUAAUCUGUGCACUUCAUGUGCAGCUGAUGGGCAAGAAAUAUAUGAUUGCCCUAGACGAUGCACAGGAAGCAGAUAAGUGGUAUGAAAACCUGAACUCUCCUUUGCCUAGCAAGGUUGAAUGGGAGCAAAGCCUUGCGUAUGGAUUGCCGAAAGGCUAUGGUGGAACAGUUAUUGUCACUAGUAGGAAUGAGGACCUGGCAAAGAAGAUGGUUGGAGAGGAAAAUGUACAUCGCCUUCUGCCUCUUUCAGAUAAAGAGAAAUGCUGGUCUAUAUUCGAAGAUUCUGUUAAGCAGGAUGGGACACAAUUCAAUCCCCAGAAUAUGGAAUUGGAAGAUCUGAAAAGGGAAGUCAUACAAAAGUGUGCUGGCCUUCCAUUAGCAGCAAGAAUGAUAGGGGAAAUUGUGAAAGAGACAAUGAAAGAGGCACCUGUGCCUAAUGGUCAUAAUGUGACUGUACAACCACAGUCAUCAACCGAGAGCAACUCAAAUGUUUAA
This is a messenger RNA of Dovyalis caffra, 1200 nucleotides long. The record is from the annotation of a GenBank genome assembly. NCBI's taxonomy places the organism in Eukaryota, Viridiplantae, Streptophyta, Magnoliopsida, Malpighiales, Salicaceae.